Molecule: messenger RNA, 1187 nt
Organism: Rattus norvegicus (Norway rat)
Lineage: Eukaryota; Metazoa; Chordata; Mammalia; Rodentia; Muridae
Gene: Rasl11a
Product: RAS-like family 11 member A
Cellular component (GO): nucleolus
Molecular function (GO): GTPase activity; G protein activity; GTP binding
Source: RefSeq, marked validated
GGCCGCGCCACAUCUCCUCGCUCUGUGUCCGCGCGUAUCCAGCCGGCUCUUCUGCAGCGGGGUCUCGGGACGCGCCCAUGCGGCCACUCACCAUGUCUGGGCACUUUCUGCUAGCGCCCAUCCCCGAGUCCUCCUCCGACUACCUCCUGCCCAAGGACAUUAAGCUGGCGGUGCUGGGCGCGAGUUGUGUGGGCAAGAGCGCAAUGAUUGUGCGCUUCUUGACCAAGAGAUUCAUCGGCGACUACGAACCCAACACAGGCAAACUGUAUUCGAGACUCGUCUAUGUAGAGGGGGAUCAACUCUCCCUACAGAUCCAGGACACUCCGGGAGGCAUCCAGGCCCAAGACAGCCUCGGUCAAAUGGUGGAUUCUCUGUCCAAAUGUGUGCAGUGGGCAGAGGGCUUUCUGCUGGUUUAUUCCAUAACAGACUAUGAGAGCUACCAGUCCAUUCGGCCCCUUUACCAGCACAUCCGGAAGGUCCACCCUGAUGGAAAAGCCCCCGUUGUCAUCGUGGGAAACAAAGGGGACCUUUUGCAUGCCCGGCAGGUGCAGACACACGAAGGUCUUCAGCUCGCCAAUGAGCUGGGUAGUCUCUUCCUUGAAAUUUCUACUAGUGAAAACUACGAAGACGUCUGCGAUGUGUUUCAACAUCUCUGCAAAGAAGUGAGCAAGCUGCACAGCCUUAGCGGGGAGCGGAGGAGAGCAUCCAUCAUCCCCCGGCCCCGAUCCCCCAACAUGCAGGACCUGAAGAGGCGCUUCAGGCAAGCCCUGUCCUCCAAAGCAAAAGCAGCCUCCACCCUGGGCUGAUCCAUUGCAGACAGACUGACAUAGUAUUAUCACUAAGCAUUUGUGCUGCCACAAAGACUGGUCCUUUCCUCCUUUAAAACAUAUCCAGGGGUUGGGGAUUUAGCUCAGUGGUAGAGCGCUUGCCUAGCAAGUGCAAGGCCCUGGGUUCGGUCCCCAGCUCCAAAAAAAAAAGAACCAAAAAAAAAAAAAAAAAACAAAAAAACAAAAAAACAAAAAACCAUAUCCAGAGUUUAUUUUUAUAAUGACUUUAUUGGCUUUCAAGUGUAUGUAUAUUUCUGAAAAUUCAAACAGUGGAUUUUUUUAAUGAGUUUUUUUUUUAUUUUAUUUUUUUUUUACUGUAACCGUUAGCCACUCUUCCAUUAAAGGCAAAAUGGCAAUACC